AUGGCCGCCGAUCCGCAAAUGGUGCUUUCAAAACUGUACAUCGAUAAAGCCCGUAAAGAGCUGCAUGAAGAACCAGAACAUGUUGCGGCUCACAUCCAAAGCUUGAAACGAUGCAUCGCAGGAAUGCCACACUUGAAAUGUCCCCAAGAUGAUCGAUUUUAUUUGACCUUUCUCCGUCAAGCGAAAUAUCAACAUUCACGUGCUCAAUCGCGUAUCGAUAAUUUUAUCACACUUCGAUGUUCCGAAAAUCAGGCGACUUCCGCAUGGUUUGAUCGAUCCAUGUUGACUCCCUCCCUGGUGGACCAGUAUUUGAAACUUGGGUAUGUUGUGUUUAUGAUGUGCAUUGCCGGUAGACUGCAUAUCCGGGGUGGGAUUAUGGUAUUCGUUUUGCACAGAAAAAACUGCGUGUCUGAGAGCAAUCAUUCGUUAGAAAUGUGUUUUUAA
Echinostoma caproni is the source of this 444-nucleotide messenger RNA. The record is from the annotation of a GenBank genome assembly. Lineage: Eukaryota; Metazoa; Platyhelminthes; Trematoda; Plagiorchiida; Echinostomatidae.